Messenger RNA from Dermacentor silvarum, 1260 nucleotides. RefSeq lists its product as uncharacterized. Lineage: Eukaryota; Metazoa; Arthropoda; Arachnida; Ixodida; Ixodidae. The coding region runs from base 1 to 1260 and encodes 419 amino acids. The transcript is spliced from 2 exons. The record is from RefSeq and is a predicted model, not a curated record.
AUGGUCGCCCUUCACGCGGACAAACCAAAGCAGUCAGCCGAGCAGCGUGGCAGUGGUCUCCUCUUCGACUCCCGCAUCCUAAUCGACACGCCGGGCUGCAUAGUGCGGCUGAAUCGACACCUGUUCUCGGACUUCGCUCCAUCGACGCACAGCUCCCUCCCGGUAUGCGUUGGCCGCGAGCCACCCGUGAGCUUUAACCUCGACCGGGCAUUCUUGGACUACGCCAGGCUAGACAACACGUAUGGAAUCCACUCGUUCCGCGACGUGUCCUGCCACUAUGCCGGACUGGUCACCGACUCCAACGCGUCCGCGUCCGACCACCGGCGGCGGCCGUUCGAAAAAGAUUGGUACAAUAUAACAACUGGCAUGAAGCUCGAGGCAGAGUACUUUAAGCUUCGUUGCCUUCAUAAACUCGACCUUAUCUACAGCGGCCUGCACCUUAUAGCCAGGAGGCGUUAUCGGCCGACCGCUGCGAAGGUGGCCGUCAAGCCCAGUGUCCUCGUAGUCUCCAUCGGCGACUCAUCGCGGAACAACUUCGAGCGAAACUUCAGGGACACCGCCAGUUUCCUCAGACACUCUCUCAACGCACACGAACUGUUUGGCUACAGCGCCGUAGGCACUGGCUCUUUUUCGAGCGCCGCGGCGUUGCUGGGCGGAAUGACGGCGGGUGAGGCGUGGUCCCGUUCUUCCGGAAGUUCUUACGACGCCCUGCCCCUUCUCUGGAACGACUACAAGAAGCGGGGACACUGGACGGUCUACAUCGAGGAAACGCCUUCUGAAGGUGCGUUUGUCGACCCCGUCGAUCGUGGUUUUCUCCGCAAGCCCACCGAUUACUACCCUGUAGCCAUGGCCUCGCAGAUGAGCCUGCCUGAUGAAGCGGCUCGGUCUCUCGUGCCCGAGGUGGGUAUCUCCAAUGAGCAGCCAUCGAUAUGUUCAGGCUACAGGCUACGUAGCAAGGCUCUGCUCGAUUACGCCUCGGAACUGAUAAGAGCGGGCGAUCGGUAUCCUUUCUUCGCUUUCAUCAAUCUGAAGGACUCCUCGCGAGGCGGCGCAAAGGCUCGCGCCCUGGACAGGCCGCUGAAGACGUUCCUCGCGAACCUGGAACGCCAAGGCGCGUUCGCCGAAACGACGCUGAUCCUGCUCAGCGACAUUGGCAAGAGCCACUGGGACACGGGGAUCACCCGCGAUGGCAGCGACAUGCCGUUCUGCUUCGUCAAGCUGCCGCCAUUCUUGAUCGAAAGGUUUGUCAGCGCUCCGUAA